CCACAAAGCGCACAGCUGCUUGGCCCAGAGGGCUAGGACAGAGAACAGAUCGCGGCCACCCGCCUCGGUGGCCCGGGACUCGGCUCGAUUCGCCGGAGAAUGCGCCCGAGGACGACGGGGCGCCGGAGUCGCGGUGGUUUCGACUGUCGAGCGCGAAUGGGGGUGCGCUGGAAUAAGACAGAGUGAUGCGGGGGGGCAACUCGCCAAGCACCAAGAUCGCCACUGCCGCUGCGCCCCUCCCAGGACCCGGCGUCGACCAGGAUGGCUGCCCCGAGUCAUGGGCCGCGGCGGAGCUAGCGCGGAGCGCUCGACUCUUGUGCCCUGUGUCCCGGAGUCGGCCCCGCUCGGGGCCACGAGUCUUGUGGGCGCUGAUUCCUAAGGACUACAGCAGCACCAGCUUUCCAUUUCUCCCUUCCCUUCCCUGUCCCGCACUCCUCCCCCUGCUCGCUGUUCUUGUGUGUCAGCACUUGGCUGGAGACUUCUUGAACUUGCAGGCAGAAUAAUUUGCGCUCCCCACUUCACGCCGGUGCCUCUGCCCCACCGGGGCCAGUCUUGUCGCCUCGGAUCCCCGCCGCCGCUCCACUCUUCUGCCAGGCCGGACGCUGAGACGCCGUUCUCAGCGCGGAAAGGGGGACUGACCGGUCGGCGCCCGGUAGGAGGAGGAAGCAAAGGAAGGGAGCGGACACCCAGUCCCCGCGCCAGGUCCUUUGGCUAGAGUAUUUUCCAUGUGGAGGCUCUUUCAAUGGACGUGUCCCCGCGUGCUUCUUAGACGGUCUGCGGUCUCCUAAAGGUCGACCAUGGUGGCCGGGACCCGCUGUCUUCUAGCGUUGCUGCUUCCCCAGGUCCUCCUGGGCGGCGCGGCCGGCCUCAUUCCUGAGCUGGCCCGGAGGAAGUUCGCAGCGGCGUGGGGCCGUUCCUCGUCCCAGCCCUCGGACGACGUCCUGAGCGAGUUUGAGUUGCGGCUGCUCAGCAUGUUCGGCCUGAAGCAGAGACCCACACCCAGCAGGGACGCCGUGGUGCCCCCCUACAUGCUGGACUUGUACCACCGCCACUCGGGCCAACUGGGCGCGCGCGCCUCAGACCACCGGCUGGAAAAGGCAGCCAGCCGCGCCAACACGGUGCGCAGCUUCCACCACGAAGAAUCUUUGGAAGAACUUCCAGAAACAAGUGGGAAAACAGCCCGGCGAUUCUUCUUUAAUUUAACAUCUAUCCCCACUGAGGAGUUUAUCACCUCAGCAGAACUUCAGGUUUUUCGGGAACAGAUGCAGGAAGCUUUGGAAAACAGUAGCAGUUUCCAUCACCGAAUUAAUAUUUAUGAAAUUAUAAAACCUGCACCAGCCAACUCAGAAUUCCCCGUAAUGAGACUUUUGGACACCAGGCUGGUGAAUCAGAAUGCAAGCAGGUGGGAAAGCUUUGAUGUCACGCCUGCUGUGAUGCGGUGGACCGCGCAAGGACAUGCCAAUCACGGCUUUGUGGUGGAAGUGACCCACUUAGAGGAGAAUCAGGGUGUCUCUAAGAGACACGUUAGGAUUAGCAGGUCUUUGCACCAAGAUGAACACAGCUGGUCACAAAUAAGGCCAUUGCUAGUAACUUUUGGCCAUGAUGGAAAAGGACAUCCUCUCCACAAAAGAGAAAAGCGUCAAGCGAAACACAAACAGCGGAAACGCCUUAAGUCCAGCUGUAAGAGACACCCUUUGUAUGUGGACUUCAGUGACGUGGGGUGGAAUGACUGGAUCGUGGCACCGCCAGGGUAUCACGCCUUUUACUGCCAUGGGGAAUGCCCUUUUCCCCUGGCAGAUCACCUGAACUCCACUAAUCACGCCAUUGUUCAGACGUUGGUCAAUUCAGUUAAUUCUAAGAUUCCUAAGGCAUGCUGUGUCCCAACAGAACUCAGUGCUAUCUCCAUGCUGUACCUUGAUGAAAAUGAAAAGGUUGUAUUAAAGAACUACCAGGACAUGGUUGUGGAGGGUUGUGGGUGUCGUUAGCACAGCAAAAUUUUAUACAUAUAUACACGUUGGUAUGUGUGUGUGUGUAUAUAUAGAUAUAUUUUAGAAAAAAAGCAAAAAAAAAAAAAACAAGUUGACACUUUAAUAUUUCCCAAUGAAGACUUUAUUUAUGGAAUGGAAUGGUAAAAACACAAAAUAUUUUGAAAAUAUAUUUAUAUCUACAAAAAGAAGUUGGGAAAAUAAAUAUUUUAAUCAGAGAGUUAUUCCUUAAAGAUUUUAAAAUGUAUUUAGUUGUACAUUUUAUAUGGGUUCAACCCCAGCACAUGAAGUAUAAUGGUCAGAUUUAUUUUGUAUUUAUUUACUAUUAUAACCACUUUUUAGGCAAAAAUAGCUAAUUUGUAUUUAUAUGUAAUCAAAAGAAAUACCGGGUUUGUACAUAAUUUUCCAAAGAUUGUAGUUGUUUUCAGUUGUGUGUAUUUAAGAUGAAAAGUCUACAUGGAAGGUUACUCGGGCAAAGUGCGUAGCACAUUUGCUUUUUUGCAACGCUACUGUUAAGGUCACAAGUUCAAGUCCAGAGAAAAAAAAAGUGGAUAAUCCACUCUGCUGACUUUCAAGAUUAUUUUAUUAUUCAUUUCUCAGGAAUGUUGCAGAGUGGUUGUCCAAUCCACGAGAACUCACAUCCUCAUUAGAUGGAAUAUUUGGGUAAGAACCAGACAUGGCUGAUCUAAUAUAGAUAGCAACCCCUCUCUUUUAAUUUGCAGAAAGAAUAAAGCAGGGCCAAUAGAAAUAAUUAGGAAAAUGAUGAAUCUGCAGGAAAGUGAAUGAUGGUUUGUUGUUCCUCUUUCCUGAACUAGCGAUCCCUUCAAAGGGGCCGGUCUGGCCAAACUAUUAAAUAAAACAUAAGAUUUCUUCAUUAUUGAUAUUGUGGUCAUGUAUAUUUAAGGUUGAUUUCCAGUGGCCCUCAACAUGAGUUGGAAAUCAAUUUGUAUUUUAUUUUUACCUCGGCUAGGAGCUCUUUAUGCUCAGAAGUAACCCAAUUUUCUAACAUUGCCCAACCUACGGCAAAACUGCGUCCAUCAUGUUCUCUUUCCACCCACCGUUCUCUGUCUCAUCAGCUUGCUUUCCCACACAGGGUUAUGAGUUUGAACACAUUUCUUCAAAUGUUAAACCUAUUUCAGAUAAUAAAUAUAAUAGCUGUAGCAUGUCAUUCUACAGAGU
This is a messenger RNA of Orycteropus afer afer, 3164 nucleotides long. It is a transcript of the gene BMP2, whose product is annotated as bone morphogenetic protein 2. NCBI's taxonomy places the organism in Eukaryota, Metazoa, Chordata, Mammalia, Tubulidentata, Orycteropodidae. Gene Ontology annotation, biological process: negative regulation of transcription by RNA polymerase II; SMAD protein signal transduction; BMP signaling pathway. Gene Ontology annotation, molecular function: BMP receptor binding; growth factor activity; cytokine activity. The record is from RefSeq and is a predicted model, not a curated record. Gene Ontology annotation, cellular component: extracellular region.